Molecule: messenger RNA, 1117 nt
Organism: Scaptodrosophila lebanonensis
Lineage: Eukaryota; Metazoa; Arthropoda; Insecta; Diptera; Drosophilidae
Gene: CAH9
Product: carbonic anhydrase 2
Exons: 7
Coding region: 1-939 (312 amino acids)
Cellular component (GO): cytoplasm
Molecular function (GO): carbonate dehydratase activity; zinc ion binding
Source: RefSeq, a predicted model, not a curated record
AUGAAAGUGCACAUAUUCAAAGCCGUUCUCGUUGUAAUCUUUGCGAGUCAAGCCGUGAGUGGUCAUGGGUUUGGAUACUCGGAACCAAACCAGCGGCGCUGGUCCCGUCAUCAUGGUCACUGUGCCGGCAAAACGCAGUCGCCGAUCGCCAUUAGCUCAUCGCGCACCAUUCCCAUGCACAUGCCUGCCGUUGAUAUGGUGGGCUACCACAACCUACUGCCCUAUCCCCUCAAAAUGAUUAACAAUGGUCACACGGUUUCCAUUUCCAUUCCGAAGCUCACGGGCAAUGCGAGUGAGUCAGAGGGGGCUUUUCUGCCUUAUGUCCGCGGCGGCAAGUUGCCCGGCGAGUUCGAGGUUGAAGGCGUUCAUUUCCAUUGGGGUGACAAAAACAAUCGCGGCUCCGAGCAUGUCAUCAAUGACAUACGCUACACGAUGGAAAUGCAUAUUGUGCAUCGAAACAAGAAGUACCCUGACAUCGGAGAAGCUCUGAAGCAUCCCGAUGGAGCUGCUGUGCUGGGCUUUAUGUUUAAUUUGGAUGAGGACGAGGGCCUGGGUCUGGUCACGAUAAAUCGCCACUUGCAUCUAAUAGAGGAAGCCAAUAAGGAAGCUAUGCUCAAUGUGACAUUUUCGUUGUCCUCACUGAUAGCUAACGUGGAUGUAGACAAAUUUUACACAUACAAAGGUUCACUGACUACACCACCCUGCUCGGAGGCUGUCACCUGGAUACUCUUUCCGGAUCCAAUACCUAUUUCACCUAAACAGAUUUCGCGCUUCCGCCAACUGUCCGACACACAAGAUGGCGCACUUGUGGACAAUUUCCGGCAACUGCAGCCUGUGGGUAAUCGUCGUAUAUUUGCGCGCAUUGGUCACGUGCGACAUACAUCGAUCGCGGCGCUGAAGAACGAGGUCGACUAUCUCAAGUACGAUUGGUUCUACUGAGUGCGCUCUCCAUCGACGAGUGCACACUGUGCCAUGUCUCAACUGAAAUUAGCCUUAGGUACAACGCAUUGUAAAGCCCUUGCAUUUAUUUUGUAACAUUAACAUUAACACAACAGUUAGCAGAGUAAGCAGUGAGAUUUGCAAUAAAAUCUCAUCUACCAUAGGCAACUAAAAAGUA